AGUGGGAAUUUAAAUCCAGAGAGAAAGAAGAGGAAACACACGGAAUCGAGAGGGUUCCUGCCGCCGGCCGACGGAUAUCGAACCAACUCGUGGAGUUUUCUACCGUCGGACAUCGGCCACUUUGGGAUCACGCAGUUAGCGUUAGCAUUCUGCGUCUAGUAGCUCGCAGCUGGCUGUUCCUUCUGGGGGUUAACGAUUUCCCAUUAGCGUUGCUGUUAGCUUGACUUAACAUUACCUAUUUAGCAUCAAACCAUUAGCGUUAGCGCUGAGUCCACGAGUCGGCUGGUUAACGUUGGCUGGCAUCAUGGAGCGCAGCAGCUGGAGCGGCAGCGAGAGCGCCGGGGAGGACAUGGACCGACUGAGCGACUCGGGGGGGGACAAGACCAUGGACGGGGACCCGGAGGGCGUCUGGAGCCCGGACAUCGAGCAGAGCUUCCAGGAGGCGCUGGCCAUCUACCCGCCCUGCGGCAGGAGGAAGAUCAUACUGUCGGACGAGGGGAAGAUGUACGGCCGAAACGAGCUGAUCGCCAGAUACAUCAAACUGCGAACAGGAAAGACGCGGACGAGGAAACAGGUAUCCAGUCACAUCCAGGUCUUAGCGAGAAGAAAAUCCAGGGAGUUUCAGUCCAAACUAAAGGACCAGGGCGCCAAGGACAAAGCUCUGCAGAGCAUCUCCUCCAUGUCCUCGGCUCAGAUCGUCUCCGCCACGGCCAUCCACAGCAAACUGCUGCCUGGGUUAGUGAGAGCCAGCUUCCCCGGCAACGCACAGCUGUGGCAGGGGAUGAUUCCCGGGGGACAGUCCAGCUCAGCCUCAGAAGACAUCAAGCCCUUCUCUCAGCAGGCCUACAACGUGCAGACAGCAGGGACCACCACCAUCACAGCCUACGAGCCCCCCCCUACUACCCAAUCACACAGAGAGCCGGCGUGGCAGGGUCGCUCCAUCGGCACCACCAAACUACGACUGGUGGAGUUUUCAUCUUUCCUGGAGACACAGAGGGACCAAGAGGCUUACAACAAGCACAUGUUUGUCCAGAUCAGCCAGAGCAGCCCGACCUACAGCGACCCGAUGCUGGAGUGUGUGGACAUCAGGCAGAUCUACGACAAGUUCCCCGAGAAGAAGGGCGGCCUGAAGGAGCUGUUCAGCAAGGGGCCGCACAACAGCUUCUACCUGAUCAAGUUCUGGGCGGAUCUGAACUACAGCGUGCACGACGACCCGGCGGCUUUCUACGGCGUCAGCAGCCAGUACGAGAGCUCGGAGAACAUGACCAUCACCUGCUCCACCAAGGUCUGCUCCUUCGGCAAGCAGGUGGUUGAGAAGGUGGAGACGGAGUACGCCAGGUUUGAGAACGGACGCUUCGUCUACAGGAUCAGUCGCUCGCCCAUGUGUGAAUACAUGAUCAACUUCAUCCACAAACUCAAACACCUGCCGGAGAAAUACAUGAUGAACAGCGUGUUGGAAAACUUCACGAUUCUGCUGGUGGUGAGCAACAGAGACACUCAGGAGACCUUGCUGUGUAUGGCGUGUGUGUUCGAAGUGUCCAACAAUGAACACGGAGCACAGCACCACAUCUAUCGACUCGUCAAGGAUUAACACACUUGUAGACACAGAGGAGACA
This is a messenger RNA of Limanda limanda (common dab), 1616 nucleotides long. It is a transcript of the gene tead1a, whose product is annotated as TEA domain family member 1a. The transcript is spliced from 12 exons. The record is from RefSeq and is a predicted model, not a curated record. Gene Ontology annotation, biological process: embryonic organ development; regulation of transcription by RNA polymerase II; hippo signaling. Bases 305 to 1591 code for a protein of 428 amino acids. NCBI's taxonomy places the organism in Eukaryota, Metazoa, Chordata, Actinopteri, Pleuronectiformes, Pleuronectidae. Gene Ontology annotation, molecular function: RNA polymerase II cis-regulatory region sequence-specific DNA binding; DNA-binding transcription factor activity, RNA polymerase II-specific. Gene Ontology annotation, cellular component: transcription regulator complex.